Closterium sp. Naga37s-1 is the source of this 1425-nucleotide messenger RNA. Lineage: Eukaryota; Viridiplantae; Streptophyta; Zygnematophyceae; Desmidiales; Closteriaceae. The record is from the annotation of a GenBank genome assembly.
AUGCGCGCUCAGCAUAGCAGCGCGCGCCAGCAAAACGCGCGCAGAAAAGCGCCCCAUUUUUCCCCUCCUUCCCCCCCCCCCUUCUUCCCCCCUUUUCCCCUACGGCUUCCCCUCCUUUCCCCCCCUGCUUCCCCUCCUUUCCCCCCACGCUUCUCCCCUUUUCCCCCACGGCUUCCCCUCCUUUCCCCCCCUGCUUCCCCUCCUUUCCCCCCCUGCUUCCCCUCCUUUCCUGCUUCCCCUCCUUUCCCCCUUGCUUCCCCUCCUUUCCCCCCCUUCUUCUCCUCCCUUCCCCCCCUGCAUCCCCUCCUUUUCCCCCCUUGCUUGCCCUCCUUUCCCCCCCUGCUUUACCUCCUUUCCCCCCCUGCUUCUCCUCCUUUCCUGCUUCCCCUCCUUUCCUUCGGUGAUUCCCCUCCUUCCCCAAUGAUUUUCUCCCUUCCCCCCACUGCAUCCCCUCCUUUCCACCACUGCUUCCCCUCCUUUCCCCCCCCUGCUUCCCUCCUUCGACUUUGCUUAUUCUCGGUCCUCCCUUUUUACCCUGCUUAUGCUCCCUCCUCCCUUUACCCUCCCUCUUGCCCUCUACCCACUGUUUCCACUUUCCACCUCCAGGGGGGAAAUGAGGGCGUGCAGGGGGGCGAAAGAGGGCGUGCAGGGGGGGAAAUGAGGGCGUGCAAGGGGGGAAAUGAGGGCGUUCGAGGGGGGGGGGGGGGGGGGGAGGGUGGUGGGGGGAGGAUGAGGGCGUGCAGGGGGGGAAACGAGGGCGUGCAGGGGGGGGGGGGGGGGGGGAAUGAGGGCGUGUCCGGAAGGGGAGAAGGCGUGGCGGGAAGGGGAGAAGGCGUGGCGGGAAGGGGAGAUGGCGUGGCGGGAAGGGGGGAUAGCGUGGCGGGAAGGAGAGAUGACGUGGCGAGAAGGGGGGAUGGCGUGGCGGGAAGGGGGGAUGGCGUGGCGGGAAGGGGAGAUGACGUGGCGGGAAGGGGAGUUGGCGUGGCGGGAAGGGGAGAUGGCGUGGCGGGGAAGGAGAGAAGGCGUGGCGGUGGUCGCGACGGGGCCGCCGCUUUCCUGCUGGUGGACGAGCAGCGUGCGGAACUGGCGAGCUACCGGGAGCUGGUGGUGCUGCGGCAUGCGACUGAGCGGCUGCUGCGUUUGGUGGACACGUCCAUGCACUCCGUGAUUCAGAGAGAGCGGCAUGCAGCGCGCAGGGAACUAGCAGCAGCACAGAGGGCAAGGCGGGAGGCGGAGGUGAGGCAGCAGCGGUGUGGGCGGCUGGAGAGGGAGCUUGGCGAGGAGAGGAGCCAACAUGCUGCCGUUGCGGCUCUGCUGGUGGGUGCCAUAUUGACGCCCCCCUGGACUGGGUGUUGUUGCUCGAUGCCGGUUGCUGCUCUUGGCCGCUACCUCGACUUUUUUCCUUUUCCUCUUCCUGUUUCAUAA